Ostrea edulis (European flat oyster) is the source of this 1112-nucleotide messenger RNA. RefSeq lists its product as uncharacterized. Bases 143 to 499 code for a protein of 118 amino acids. The transcript is spliced from 3 exons. The record is from RefSeq and is a predicted model, not a curated record. Lineage: Eukaryota; Metazoa; Mollusca; Bivalvia; Ostreida; Ostreidae.
CUCAGUAUACAGUGCAUUGAAAUGAUCAGGAUGGUUUCCGGUUAUGUCAUUCAUGAAAAGGAAUGUCUUGAAGCUGUAUAUAAGCAGUCGAUGCGAGAAGUUUGUCAUUGUGAAAGGUUACUCCAAAUAACAGGCAGUAAAAAUGAAGGUUGUUUUGGCUUUGUUGGUUGUCUUUGGUGCCGCGUCCUAUGCUCUAGCAGGCAGUUAUGGCCCUCAAGUUGGAAGGGGCUUCCAAUACGGCCAAUAUUACAAACCUAGUGUCGCCUAUCAACAGCUUGGUGGCUAUCAACAGUUGGGCGGCUACCAACAGUUGGGCGGCUACCAACAGGUUGGAUACCAAGGGAUGGGGACGUACGGAAGGGGUGGAAUGUUAGGGGGUUCCAACACGGGUUCUAUCUUACCACUUCUCCUGAUAUUCCUCAUGUUGGCCAUUUUCGCUCCGUUGUUGAUUGGUUCCUUGGUUUCUAGUAACGAAACUGUGUUUGGAUCUAGCAAAUAGAAACAAAACAGGUAGGGGCAUGGUAGUACAUGUAUGUAUACUUUAAAAAAAAAAAACACGUAGAAGGAAUUUCUCAGACGAUAACCUAGGAUGCCGAGAGAUAUUGUUGGAAAAUAAAACCCGAGCCCGAAGGUCGAGAUCGAAAGGGUAUCUUUAACAAUUCCAGCAACGAGGUAGUUAUUUCAUUCACACAACGGUGAUAUAGCAAGACGCACGCAGUUCUCUUUAGGAAGUGUUCAGCUAAUUGCCUGUGACGUCAAGGUAUAAAAUUUCCAGUAAAUCAAAUGUUGCAACAAUGAUUGUUGACGUCUAUUGGAAAUUCAACACUGGCGGGGCGUGGUAGAAUGAAUAUUGUCGUAUAAGUUGAAUGGGGAAAAAAAGGUACCUUGCAAAAAUAUAUUCAUACUUUCUUUUCUUUUUACUCUGGUAAACGGCAUACGGCAUGCAUUGAAGCAAAAACUUUCAAAAUGCAUUUAACAAAGAAAAAGUCUUGCUUGUGCUAGAGUUAUAUUGAUAAAUUAUAAGGCAUUUCUUGUUAUCAUUUCAGGAACUUGAAGGAAAAGGGAUUUUUUCUGUUUUGCUGCCUGUGACACAAUAAAACGUUUGCUAUCAA